Molecule: messenger RNA, 822 nt
Organism: Argentina anserina (silverweed cinquefoil)
Lineage: Eukaryota; Viridiplantae; Streptophyta; Magnoliopsida; Rosales; Rosaceae
Product: eukaryotic translation initiation factor 1A
Exons: 2
Coding region: 25-594 (189 amino acids)
Biological process (GO): translational initiation
Cellular component (GO): cytoplasm
Molecular function (GO): RNA binding; translation initiation factor activity
Source: RefSeq, a predicted model, not a curated record
CCCGACCCCACGUGAACCGACUCGAUGUUCUGUGGGUACAAAACUAGGGCUUUUCUUCUUUUCGAUUCCGAAAAAACAAAUCAGCGUUUUUCAGGUUCUGCUCUCGCACCCUUUUCCCUUCGACUUUCUCUAAACUCAGAAGCAGGAACAGUAAUCAUGCCGAAGAACAAGGGAAAGGGAGGAAAGAACAGGAAGAGGGGAAAGAACGAGGCUGAUGACGAAAAGCGUGAGCUUGUCUUCAAGGAAGACGGACAGGAGUACGCCCAAGUGCUUCGGAUGCUGGGUAAUGGUCGGUGCGAGGCCCAGUGCAUUGAUAAUACCAAGCGGCUCUGCCAUAUCCGUGGUAAGAUGCACAAGAAGGUGUGGAUUGCAGCUGGGGAUAUCAUUCUCGUCGGGCUUCGUGACUAUCAGGAUGACAAGGCUGAUGUGAUCCUUAAGUACAUGCCGGAUGAGGCUAGGCUGCUCAAGGCGUAUGGAGAGCUUCCAGAGGGUAUUCGUCUUAACGAGGGUAUUGGUAAUGCUAUUGAUGAAGAGGAUGAAAAUGAUGGUGAAGACUAUGUUGAGUUUGAGGAUGAAGAUAUUGAUAAGAUUUAAGGUUUGCAGACCCGCUAUUUUUCAGUGUUAUAUGCUAGCUUUACCAGUUUGGAGUUAUUGACAUCACUACAAGUCAAACUUGGAUUGGCAGCUGUACUUUUAUGGUUUUGUAUUUCCAGAUGGGCAAUUGGUCUUGUUCCAUGUAACAUCUGUUAUUAUUAAUAUAUGUAUGCUUGUCUUCUUUUAUGAAUAAUGGUUAUGUUCUAGUGCCUGCAUACAUUCUCUUGC